UGGGUUAGUAACCGGCCUAUAACUACGUCUAUAGUUAUGGGAUGCUUCUUUUGGAGAUCGUCGGAGGACGGAGAAACCUGGACAUGUCUUUUGACGCUCAAGACUUCUUCUACCCUGGCUGGGCUUUUAAGGAAUUGGUGAAAGGAACACCAAUUAAAGUGGCGGAUAGACGACUAGAAGGGGCCGUGCAAGAGGAAGAGCUAAUAAGAGCAUUGAGAGUCGCAUUCUGGUGUAUUCAAGAUGAAGUGGUCGUGAAACCGACAAUGGGGGAAGUGGUACGGAUGCUAGAAGGCUCGGUGGAGAUCAACGCACCUCCAAUGCCGCAGACUGUUCUUGAAUUAGUUGAAGAAGGGCUAGAUCAAGUCUACAAGGCAAUGAAAAGAGAAUAUAAUCAGUCUAGCUCUUUUACUAUCACCAUCCAUCUGUCGUCUAAUGCAACUUGUCGUUACUCGACGAUGUCACUUAGAUAAUAUAGACAGGAUUAGAGGAAAGAACGACCGAUCAAAUGAAAUAGAUUCUUCGCACUUUUUUUGCAAGUA
Syzygium oleosum is the source of this 539-nucleotide messenger RNA. RefSeq names its product G-type lectin S-receptor-like serine/threonine-protein kinase At5g24080. Bases 42 to 470 code for a protein of 142 amino acids. The record is from RefSeq and is a predicted model, not a curated record. NCBI's taxonomy places the organism in Eukaryota, Viridiplantae, Streptophyta, Magnoliopsida, Myrtales, Myrtaceae. The transcript has 2 exons.